AUGAGCGAUUCAAGGGCUCCUAAGAACACUGAUGCAAUGAGCGGUCACGACAUCCUCGAGUCACAAUCCUCUUGGAAGACGCCGGAGCAAGUAGCAGCUUCUGGUCAAGAAAGCAAAGACUUGAAUGCCACAGCUAACUCUCAGCAGCAGCACAUUCUGGUUACCGAAGUACUUCCAACACACCCUAGCCAGGACAAGAAGGUGAAGGUGUCAUCUAUCACAAACUUCGAAACAGUAUCUGCGGCAUUCUACAAGCGCCACAUUCAAACUCCUCAAGCAACUGGUCAGCCUGACAGAGCUGCCUUUCGGAGGCGCAGCACUAUCAAUCUCGCAGAUGGAGUCCUGCGUUUCAAUGAAACAUGUGGUCAGAUGUCACAGGUUUCCGACGGAUCGAUCUGCUACCAGCAUAAUGUGUUUGCGAAUGACCACCAAUGCUCGUGCGGGACCAAGAAACGCAGGAAGGAAGGCAAAGACAGCGAAUAG
Messenger RNA from Lithohypha guttulata, 483 nucleotides. RefSeq lists its product as uncharacterized. The transcript is spliced from 2 exons. Bases 1 to 483 code for a protein of 160 amino acids. The record is from RefSeq and is a predicted model, not a curated record. NCBI's taxonomy places the organism in Eukaryota, Fungi, Ascomycota, Eurotiomycetes, Chaetothyriales, Trichomeriaceae.